This is a messenger RNA of Penaeus indicus, 1653 nucleotides long. Its product is annotated as DNA damage-inducible transcript 4-like protein. Gene Ontology annotation, biological process: negative regulation of signal transduction; regulation of TOR signaling; apoptotic process. Gene Ontology annotation, cellular component: cytoplasm. The transcript is spliced from 5 exons. NCBI's taxonomy places the organism in Eukaryota, Metazoa, Arthropoda, Malacostraca, Decapoda, Penaeidae. The coding region runs from base 1 to 708 and encodes 235 amino acids. The record is from RefSeq and is a predicted model, not a curated record.
AUGCUGGACCAGGGGAUGAAAAGAUGUAGAAUUACCCUCCGUUGCGCAACAUCUUGCCAACAAACUGAACAGAAGCAAACGCACAACUCCAUCUUAGGCGCAGUACACAACAGCAACGGGGUGCACAAGAGCAGAUGUGCUAUUGCCCCGGCAGCGCGCCAUCGGGUCUUCAAACUGCCAUCCCACUGGGGGCGGCAUGGGAUGGCUGUGGGAUCUGCCUCUCCCCUUUGCUGCUUGAGUCUUCAUUUCUUUACUCAACAUACUCGGCAUACACACAUACACGUGUAUUUCGAAGUGUUCGAAGCCGAAGGAGAGGCAGCGGCACGGGUGAGUCUGGUUCAGCAGCUCACACAGGAGGUCACAAGUCGGGCCGAUGCCCUCGGCUGUGGUCAGGUCAUCGUGCCUCCAGGUCUUAUCGAUGAGGUCACUGUGCAGGUCCUACGGCUAGCAGACUCCGAACCGUGUGGAGUAAGGGGCUGUGUGCUGCACGUGCAUUACGACAGCGGAGACCAAAGACAGCGCCUCACGCGGGUCGUUCUUGACCCGACGAUGCCCAACACCUUCGAACUGUACCUCACCCUCAGACCCGACACCACGACUUGGUAUCACAAGAUGUCCAGAAUUAUCAAGCCCCUCCGGAAGUCCGGCCCUCUCCUUCUCAGCACCGACUUCAAGAUGGAGAAGAAAAAGCUUUAUCCCGAGGAAUAAGGCUUUGAUAUCCUCGGCGAGAUCUUCCUCGCUUUCUGGAUCUUAGGCUUCCUGGCCGCUAUCGACAGUGUCUCGUUAUUCGCAUAUCCUCAUUGCCAGUAUUUCUAGCUUUUCCAUUUUUCUUUCCUGUCAUAUUUAUGCGCCUGGAAGGGUUGUCAUACCUUUGUGGAGAAAGAAAAAAUACUAGAAGAAUAUAUACAUUCAUAUUUUGCAAAUUGUAAAUCCCAUGUCAUCUACUAUCGCCAAACCUUAUUAGAGUUAUUAGAAUGUGAAGAGCAAAGUCAUUUUUCGAAGUCAGUCUGACUCUAAUGGGAAUAACUGUAUCACCCAGCGUCCUUCUCGUCGUUGAAUGAACCGUUUCAACGGCAUCUGCAGGACGGAGCGGAAGCGAACGGGCGCGAGCCUCUUCUUCCAGGAACAGAGUGAUGUCUCUUUCCCUGGAUGGUCUUGCAUUACUUUCCCUGAAAUGAUUCCAGGGCUUGACUCCAGUGGAAGCAAGCGCUCCCGCGCGCAUCUGUGUGUGUGUGUGUGUGUGUGUGUGUGUGUGUGUGUGUGUGUGUGUGUGUGUGUGUGUGUGUGUGUGUGUGUUACCUCGGGCAGAGAGUUAAGCAGUUUUAAUUGUUAAAACGCAGCCACACACAGAACGGCGGCAGAAAUAUGGCAGGCAGAUGUGGCAGUUUGAGACGAAUACUGGCACGGUGGAUGCGCCCACGACAGCCUGGCUCGGUCGGAGAACACUGGCAAACAUGUUUACUGAUGUUCAUAGAAAAAAAUAGUAAAGAAUAGGAAGACCAUGUCUUGAGAGAUCGGCUGAGGCAGGCUGUCUCGGGUAUUACAUUUGUAAAAUGAGAUUAUGAUGUGCAGAUUUCUGUGUAUAAUUGUUAGACAGAUGAAUAUAAGCGUGUGUGCGUAAAAAUAAGUGUAUAUGUGUGAAUAUAUAUAUAU